Messenger RNA from Pristis pectinata (smalltooth sawfish), 2919 nucleotides. It is a transcript of the gene ints11, whose product is annotated as integrator complex subunit 11. NCBI's taxonomy places the organism in Eukaryota, Metazoa, Chordata, Chondrichthyes, Rhinopristiformes, Pristidae. The coding region runs from base 588 to 2393 and encodes 601 amino acids. The transcript is spliced from 18 exons. Gene Ontology annotation, cellular component: nucleus. The record is from RefSeq and is a predicted model, not a curated record. Gene Ontology annotation, biological process: snRNA processing.
GGGAUUGAGGUAGGCCUGAAGCCGGGGGCUAGCGUUGAAGGUGGAAGGGGGGAUGUUAGUGAGUUUACCCAGUGUGGAGUACCUGAGGAGCGGGGAGAGCGGUCCGGAGCCUGAUCCAUUGGUUAAAGGGAAAGAGACUGACGUUCCUGUAGCGCCGUUCACAGCCCAGGGCGCCUCGGCCGGGGAGGUGCUGUAGUGUAUUGUGCUGAUCGCAGCACCGAGGGGCAAACUUAUUUGUAACUGCGCUGCUUAAAGUGGUCGGAAUGUUAACCUGAAAACAUUAGUUGUGAAUUUGAAUCAAUAACAAAUGAUUUUAGGCCACGUCUGACUUUCCUGGAUCACAGAAUAGUUACAGCAUGGAAGGAUUUUUUUUACAUGUUUCACAAAGUUGUUUGAUAUCAUAAAUUAUUCCCUAACCUGCAGGGCAACAUUUUUACAUCCUAUCCAUUCCUGGUAUGCACACUGCAAUCUCACUUUUUUAAAGUGCACCACAUAGGGUGCUUGUACUGUGUGUGCAAAGGGAGCUUGGAGGAGGAGGAUGAGUGGCUGACUUCAUUCAGAUCUGGCGUAGGGAAACCUGGUUACAAAUGCCUGAAAUAAAAGUCACGCCUUUGGGGGCUGGCCAGGAUGUGGGCCGCAGCUGUAUAUUGGUCUCAAUUGGUGGGAAAAAUGUGAUGCUGGAUUGUGGAAUGCACAUGGGAUAUAAUGAUGAUAGACGCUUUCCUGAUUUCUCCUACAUAACUCAGAAUGGAAGACUCACAGAGUUUCUCGACUGUGUCAUUAUCAGUCAUUUUCAUCUGGACCACUGUGGUGCUCUUCCUUACAUGAGUGAGAUGAUUGGUUAUGAUGGCCCUAUUUACAUGACCCAUCCUACAAAAGCCAUUUGUCCAAUCCUUUUAGAGGAUUAUAGGAAGAUUACAGUUGAUAAGAAAGGAGAGACCAACUUCUUUACUUCUCAGAUGAUAAAAGACUGCAUGAAGAAAGUUGUAGCCAUCCACCUCCAUCAGACAGUACAGGUUGACGAUGAACUUGAAAUAAAAGCAUAUUACGCUGGACACGUGCUAGGUGCAGCCAUGGUUCACAUCCGGGUGGGCUCAGAAUCGGUGGUGUAUACCGGUGACUACAACAUGACACCAGAUCGACAUCUAGGAGCUGCUUGGAUUGACAAGUGUCGCCCUGAUUUAUUAAUCUCGGAAUCUACAUAUGCAACAACCAUCAGAGACUCAAAACGAUGCAGAGAAAGAGACUUCCUGAAGAAAGUGCAUGAUGCAAUAGAAAGGGGUGGAAAGGUGCUGAUUCCAGUCUUUGCCCUCGGACGAGCACAGGAACUUUGCAUCCUGCUGGAAACCUUCUGGGAGAGAAUGAACUUGAAGGCACCUAUUUAUUUCUCAACCGGACUGACGGAAAAAGCCAACCAUUAUUAUAAAUUAUUCAUUACAUGGACCAAUCAAAAAAUUAGGAAGACUUUUGUGCAGAGAAACAUGUUUGAGUUCAAACACAUCAAGGCAUUUGAUAGGACAUAUGCUGACAACCCUGGACCAAUGGUUGUGUUUGCUACACCGGGCAUGCUUCAUGCUGGACAGUCCCUGCAGAUUUUCAGGAAGUGGGCAGGCAAUGACAAAAACAUGGUUAUCAUGCCAGGGUACUGUGUGCAAGGAACAGUGGGACAUAAAAUUCUCAGUGGACAACGGAAACUUGAAAUGGAGGGGAGACAAACUCUAGAAGUGAAGAUGCAGGUGGAGUACAUGUCAUUCAGUGCACAUGCUGAUGCAAAAGGCAUCAUGCAGCUCAUUCGUCAAGCAGAGCCACAAAAUGUGCUGUUGGUCCAUGGAGAAGCAAAGAAAAUGGGAUUCCUCAAACAGAAGAUCGAGCAGGAGUUCAGUAUUAAUUGCUACAUGCCAGCCAAUGGAGAGACGUCUACAAUAGUUACCAAUCCCAAUAUUCCUGUGGAUAUUUCUCUCUCUUUGCUCAAGAGGGAUUCAGCUCUUGGCCCACUACCUGAUCCAAAGAAACAGAAACUAAUGCACGGCACCCUGAUUAUAAAGGAUAACAGCCUUCGUCUGGUUUCGCCUGAACAGGCUGUAAAAGAGUUGGGUCUCAGCGAGCAUCAUCUUCGCUACACUUGCAAAGUACAGAUGCAAGAUCAUCACUCCGAACAGGACACCUUAAACCGAAUAUACAAUCAUCUCAAAAACAUCUUGAAAGAUUAUCCUAUUCAGCACCUCCCCGAUGGCUCUGUGAUGGUGGAAUCCAUUCUCAUUAAAAUCAGUGCAAUGUCUGAUGACCAGAGUACUAAGGAUGUGUUGGUUUCAUGGACUUACCAGGAUGAGGAGUUGGGCAGUUACCUGAUAACACUAUUGAAGAAAGGGCUGCCUCAGUCUAUAGCGCUCUGACCUACAGGCUGUGGAAAUAAUGAAGCAAAAUGGCCCAGAAAGAUUACUGUUUUGAUAUUUUUGUAUUUGCUCUGUUUAUAAAAAAAAAUCACGCACAGCAAGAUCCAAUGAGAUAUGUUAAAUAUGAUGUGGCGGUUGGAGGUAUUAUUGACAAAUGCAUAACCUGUAGAUUACAAGUAACCCUCAUGUUGCAGCAGUUCAGGAAAUGGAAAUUUGCCCUUACAGAAUCCACAAGUCACGCAGAGUUUGCUCUCACAGAUUUUAUGUGGAAUAUAAACAAAUAAAUAAGCACAGUUUUUUUCUUCUUGAUGCAUGUGCAGAUGAUGAGGCUUUGUGUUAUGGAAAAUCAGGAUAUGGAUGGUUUUCUAGAAAUGCAAGUCCCCCUCCCCCCACCCCACCCCGUAACAUGGGAUUCGCCUGUUGUGUGCUGGGUUGGGAAUUCAGGAGAGCUCUGUCUCAUAGUCUGACUUGUUUCAGUUUGCUGUUUUUACCAAAAUGUGUUUGUAAAAUAAAAUUUAAAAGUAUG